Molecule: messenger RNA, 4497 nt
Organism: Mus caroli (Ryukyu mouse)
Lineage: Eukaryota; Metazoa; Chordata; Mammalia; Rodentia; Muridae
Gene: Tmem181
Product: transmembrane protein 181
Molecular function (GO): toxic substance binding
Source: RefSeq, a predicted model, not a curated record
GGCUCGGGUGCCCGGAGCUGGCGGCGGAAAGGGGGCGAGGACGGCGAUUGCGAGGGCGGAGCGCAGCGCGGCGCGGGCAUGGACGCGGAGUACCCUGCGUUCGAGCCGCCGCUCUGCAGUGGCCUCAAGCAGCUGUGCCGGCGGCUGCAAGAGGCGUACCGCGAGCUCAAGGAGGACCUCGCGCCAUUCAAGGAUGAUCGCUACUACAGGUUGGCACCCAUGCGGCUCUAUACUCUCUCCAAGCGCCACUUCGUCCUUGUGUUUGUUGUCUUCUUCAUCUGUUUUGGACUGACCGUCUUUGUCGGCAUCGAGGGACCCAGAGUGAUCGAGACUUUGCCUGCUAAUUAUUCACUGAGUAGUAGCAAAAAGCUAAAGACAGUUAUACCUUCAAACCCACUGUCCACAUAUAACCAACAACUAUGGCUGACAUGCGUUGUGGAGCUGGAGCCCUCAGAAGAAACAUCUAUCCAAACCAGCUUCACCAUGACAGUGAAGGUCGAUGGUGUGUCUCAAGAUGGAACCACAACAUACAUCCAUAACAAGGUUCACAACCGGACGAGGACCCUCACAUGUGCGGGGAAAUGUGCAGAAAUCAUCGUGGCCCACCUUGGCUACCUGAAUUACACGCAGUACAGGGUUACUGUGGGGUUUGAGCACCUGAACCAGCCCAUCAAGGAUAUGAACUUCACGUGGAAGACAUACAGCCCUGCGUUUUCCCGGCUGGAGAUCUGGUUCCGCUUCGUGUUUGUGGUGCUCACCUUCAUCGUGAUCUGCCUGUUUGUACAUUCCCUGCGCAAGUUCUCCAUGAGGGACUGGGGCAUCGAGCAGAAGUGGAUGUCUGUCCUCCUGGCCCUGCUGCUGCUCUACAAUGACCCUUUCUUCCCACUCUCCUUCUUGGUGAAUAGCUGGUUCCCAGGGAUGCUGGACGACUUCUUCCAGUCUCUGUUCCUGUGUGCCCUGCUGCUCUUCUGGCUGUGCGUGUAUCAUGGGAUACGGGUCCAGGGAGAAAGAAAAUGUUUAACUUUCUAUUUGCCUAAGUUCUUCAUCGUUGGACUGCUGUGGCUGGCUUCUGUCACGCUGGGAAUAUGGCAGACAUUUAAUGAAUUAAAUGACCCCAUGUACCAGUACCGGGUUGACACCGGAAACUUCCAGGGCAUGAAGGUCUUCUUCAUGGUGGUGGCUGCUGUGUACAUUUUAUACCUUCUAUUCUUGAUAGUGCGAGCAUGCUCCGAGCUCCGUCAUAUGCCUUACGUGGAUCUCAGGUUAAAGUUUUUGACUGCGUUGACCUUUGUAGUGCUUGUUAUUAGCAUCGUCAUCCUCUACCUACGGUUUGGAGCACAAGUGUUGCAGGACAACUUCGUAGCAGAACUGUCGGCUCACUACCAGAACUCAGCGGAAUUCCUGUCUUUCUAUGGCCUGUUGAACUUUUACUUGUACACGCUGGCCUUUGUGUACUCUCCAUCGAAGAAUGCCCUGUACGAGUCCCAGCUGAAGGAUAACCCUGCGUUUUCCAUGUUGAACGACUCUGAUGAUGAUGUGAUUUAUGGGAGUGACUAUGAAGAAAUGCCCCUGCAGAACGGCCAGGCCAUCCGUGCCAAGUGUAGGGAAGAGUCGGACAGUGACUGAGCCCCGGGCAGCAGAUGGGACAGCAGGGGGCCAGAGGCCUGCCUGAGUGACGCAUUCUGGCCCCUUCUAUCCGUUUGUGUCUGGACUCCUCUGUAAGCAAAGGUUUCCUGUUCCUUAUUUGUUUACAUAUUUUUAAAAGAAAACCCAAAUGGAUUGAAAUGUGGGGUGGAGUUUGCUGUGGGGGCAACCCCACUAUUUAAGAAGAGGGGCUGCCUGGUAGAGAAUUCAAAGGCAUAUCCUGUACAUCGACAUCAGGUGCGAUGGAGCCCAUAUGCAGUCAUGAGGAGAAGUUACCCAUUUUUAAUAAAAAGAAUUAUGUACUUUUUCUUUCCUUUUUAAAAAGCAAUUGAGUCUGUGGGAGGCCUGAUGAUCAAGGUCCCAGCGUGGCAGCGAUGACUCUUUCCUCUCUGUGGCAUCGUUCUUGAGUGCCCUACCCUCAAGGGAAGUCUAAGCUGUGCCUGCCUCAGGUGGGCGAUCUGCCUCCAUCUUUUCCAGCACAUGGUGGGGUCAGUAUGCUGACUCAAACAUCUGCAGUGAGGCUUUGAUUGUGUUUGGUGAGCCACAUACAAUAUCAUUUUCAGGAAUGGCAGGUGGCCAGGUUCCCGUCCAUCAUUGCCACCCCCUCACCCCCACCCCCCAGCAGAAUUGCUAUCGAAGUUGAGUCCAGAGUGGGCUGAUAGCCUGGAGGAAGCCCAGGCAGCUACAGGCCAGUAGCGCUGUGGGCAAGGUCCUGUGUCAUGGUGCUCUUCAAGAGUCUGUGUACAGUUAGGAUUGGGUCUCCCUGUGCUGGAGGUGGAAAAUGAGGAGGCCCUUCCCGACCAAAAAUUCUGCAUCUUCACUGAGUGUGAAACCCCCGGAGAGCUCUAUUAUUUUUUUUUUUUAAUCAAAGCUACAUGAAAUACAACUGUAAUUAGAAAUUCUUUAUUGCCAGAAAGACUUUCUGUUUUAACAUUAGGAACUAAAGUAAAGAGAAAGUAAGACAUUUUGAAUGGCUAUAGAGACAGCUGCAGAUGAAGGGACUCGCCCCAAGGUUGUUCUGGGUUUGGAGUGUGGCUCUGUGGAAAACGGAUGUCACCCGCACUGAAGUUCAGCAUUGGAAGUCCUCAGGGCCACCGCCUUCCUUCCCGAUCCUCAGUUUCCCCACACAGCGUCUCUGCGAACACCUGGUGAAGGUAGCAUCCUGCCUGCCUCUGUCUUGGCAAAUCCAGAGGCCCAGUUCCGGUAGAUCCCUCUUCAGGCAACAACACUAUGCUCCUUGGUCUGUGCGCCGACUCAGAUUUCGGCUCUGAGCUGCAGGUUACUGUCCGUGUGGGCCGGACUGACUCCAGGGAUGGAAGAGGUUCAUCCUGCCUGUCUUCUUAAACGUCAUACUUUAAUAUGGAUUCCAUGUGCAGUGGGUUUUUUUUUUUUUAACAAAACAACUUGUAACUAUGAACAUUGGAAUGGAAACUCAUUGCGAGGUAACGGGUUUACAUGAGUUUUGCACUUGCUGUGAUCACUGAGUCUGUGGGGAGACACCGGCAGGGUGUUUGUUAGCAGCCCUUCCCUUGCAGUGGAGCCCUGCAGCUGCCAUCUUAUGGCCGCUGGCUUGUGCUGACCCCAAGAUGUUCUAAUAUGUGAGAGUUUACAUGUUUUCAUCAUUAUAAAUAAGUCUCCAUGGUUUAUAACACUAUUUAUCAGUCAGUGUAAGAUAUUUUAAGCAUUUAGGUACAGACUUCAGAACUUUUAAAAACUGCCCUAUAGUAUAAUUAUAAACUGAUCCUAGUGUCCGUAAAACUAAGGGAAUAUUUUUUUUCUGUGGAAAUAUGAAUUACAAAGCAGCACUCCUAGUGUCGUGUGCAUCAUGUAUUAGAUGCUGUGCAAAGCUCUGCUUACAGAACUAAGACUUCAGUGUGUAGGCAGGAGCUCAGGGGUGAGGUUAACACUAAACUCCGCUGGGACUUUUGAUAGUAACCAGACGACUGUUUUGUUCUGAGGGGAUUAAAAUUUUGUAAACUUAAAUUAUAAGUUCAAAGGGCUGACUAGUUCUUUCAGGGUAACGGUUUGAAUCCUACUGACUUUGGGGUAUUUUUUAUAUUGGUCCAAUCCAGGGGAACCUGGAAGAUGAUGGCUCCCAGAUUCCCGGUGAGAGCUUCAUUAUCCCUGUGGAUAGCAAUCUGCUUGAUUUAUUGUCAAAUCAUUGCAGCAGUGACUUGGUGCCUUCAAGCCCCGUUUGAAAGGCUAGAGAAGAGGCUCGUGAGGCGCUCUCUGUACAGUUACAGACUGAAGUAAGUUUAGGUAUGUAAAGCCAGCCUGCAGAUGGGCAGUUUAUAAAGCAAAUCUCACCAGCCUCGAGUGCUGAACCAUUGAAGGCACAGUUAGGAUAAACAGGUUCAAAUAUGGUUACUAAUCUUUAUAGGAAAACACAAGCACCCACAAAAGAGAGAACUAAGUCCCUCCAUGAGGAACAGCUAUGAGGCUUGAUAUGUAUUGUAUAUUUGAGCGUUUGCCUUAGUGGUUAGAUCUUUGGGGGUUGGGGAGAUGUGGCUCUUUUUUCUUUUUUUUUUUCAGGCCAAAGGAAAAUGGAUGUCGUCAGAAGCCUUGCUGAAUGUUUCUCUUGGUGGCUCGGGUGCUGCUAGGUGCUACCAUUCUGUGAUCUGUCCUGUGACACAGAACAGAUUAAUUCCAUUGUGUGACACAGAGGGAUUUUCUGCUCCUGAAAACUACCUUUUUACAAAUGUCUGUAAAUAUCUGUUAAAUAAAAACACUAGCCUCUAAGUCCAGAAGGAACACUGUUUGGACCAUCAGUGCACCAGUGUUGUCUGAACAGUCAGUCAAGGAAUAAAUGCUUAUUUAUGAAAAACUCAAUAAAACUCACAUUUUGAGAUUUUG